Molecule: messenger RNA, 1462 nt
Organism: Aspergillus welwitschiae
Lineage: Eukaryota; Fungi; Ascomycota; Eurotiomycetes; Eurotiales; Aspergillaceae
Product: YoaK family protein
Exons: 2
Coding region: 597-1418 (273 amino acids)
Source: RefSeq, a predicted model, not a curated record
GUUAUCAUCCACCCAGCAACCCCCAAACACCCAAUAACAACCACCUCCCUCAGCCUUGUGGGCCCAACCUCCAAUUCUACCUCAACGCUACCCACUCCUUACGAUGCCGAUAGCCCGGGCUACCAGCCAACCCACCCCAAUGCGCUAUUGCCAUUUGUCCGUUCUCCCUUAGGGCUGCCGCAGUAAGGCUGAUAGCGUGCUUGCGUGCUCCCAGCAGAAAAUGGCGCGUGGAAGGAGAAGGAAAAAAGCUGCAUUGCUCUGGAUAACCAGCCAGAUGUUCCAGUUUCUUUUUUUAAUUUUUGCACGGAGAAUUUCGUAGUAAGGGGUAAUUGGCGCCCUUCUUUCAUAGUAAGGUUACGUAUCUACCUAUGGAGAUAUUCUCCCCUCUUAGGGUUUAGGGUGUUGAAGAGGGUGUGGCUAGACGCUGUCUCUUCUUGCCAUCCGUGAUAGGACUUUGUAACUUUGCCUUUUAACCUAUUCUUUUCUUUUAGCCCGAUAUAGUCGGUGGUCUUAUCAUCGCUUGCCGCAUGCAUACUUUAUCUUAACCUUAUCCCUGUACAUAUCUCAUCACCUACUAUUCGGUAUACUACUCAGGAAUGUCAGAGCCCUUUCAUGCCGCGAAAUCACCGGCCCUCCCGGUCGUGGAAUCCUCCACCAACACCAAAUCCCCUCACUCUCAAGAGACGAAAGCGCGCCGGUUAAGAGAAACCGUCGAUAGCAACUAUGCCGACAUCAUCUGUAUCAUUCUCUGCUUCGUCACGGGGCUUUGCGACAGCUCUGCCUUCAAUGCGUGGUCAUGCUUCUUAGCUAUGCAAACCGGAAACACCGUCGUCCUCGGCCUCGGCGCCGCCUCCCUCCCCAGAGAUGACAGCGACAGCUGGCUAAAAUCCCUCGUCUCGAUCGCCAGCUUCGUCACGGGUUCAUUCACAUUCAGCUUCGUCGGACGACACCUCGGUCCCGCUCGUCGCGGCACACUUUUCGCCUCAUUCAUGGUGCAGGUGAUUCUCAUCGUGAUCGCUGUCUCCCUGAUUCAGUCCGGACUUAUCGCGGAAUCCGAAGAUGUCGUCACCUCCGGUCACCAUGGCGGCAAGCUCCUAGAGCUGAUUCCUAUUGGCUUGCUGGCCUUCCAGUCCUCCGGGUCUAUCAAUAGUACGCGCUCGUUGGGGUUCAAUGAGAUUCCGAGUGUUGUUAUCACAAGCGUGUAUUUUGAUAUUGCUUCCGAUAAGAACAUCCUUGCUGUGCAGAAUGUUAAAAGGAAUAGGAGGGUUGCUGGGGUGGUGGCACUGUUGAUUGGGGCUAUUGUGGGUGGGUGGUUGAAUAGGAGUGCUGGGGGUAUGGCGUCGACUUUUUGGUUGGCGGCGGGGAUUAAGUUCGCGAUUGGGUUGGGGUGGUUGUUUUGGAUGCCUGUUAGGGGGUAGAGGGUCUGACUAUGUUGAAGUAAGUUGUUGGAGGGGGGUUUGGG